This is a messenger RNA of Verticillium dahliae VdLs.17, 1137 nucleotides long. Its product is annotated as base excision DNA repair protein. The transcript has 2 exons. The record is from RefSeq and is a predicted model, not a curated record. Gene Ontology annotation, biological process: base-excision repair. NCBI's taxonomy places the organism in Eukaryota, Fungi, Ascomycota, Sordariomycetes, Glomerellales, Plectosphaerellaceae. Gene Ontology annotation, molecular function: catalytic activity. The coding region runs from base 1 to 1137 and encodes 378 amino acids.
AUGUCCCGGGUCACUCGAGCCAGCGCACGGCAAGCUGCCGCCACCAGCACGCCCAAAGCUACUUCGCCUCUCCGCAGCCAAGCCAGGCGGGCUAACAUCAAGGCCGAGCCCACCGACGAAAAGCCAUCGAAACGCAAGAAGACUACCAAGUCAUCCACCAAAGCAAGCUCCAAGCGCAUCAAGACGGAAGACGACGACGACGACGAUGCCCUGCCAGCAACGCCUGCCAAGCGCGUCAAGAAGGACCCCUCCGAAGACGAUGCACCGGCAGCCAAACCCAACGUCUCUCCAUCAGGGGCAUCACCCAACGCCCUCCAAGCCAAGAAGCUCAAGGCCUUUGCUCAAUUCUCAGCCAAAUCCCCCUUCCCCGACUUUGCCCACCCCACGGCCGAGGAAGCCAAGCUCGCGCACCGCAUCCUCACCUCGCUGCACGGCGCCCGCACGCGGCCCGACACGGUCAAGGCGCCGACCUCGCGCGCCGGCUGCGGCGACUCGCCCUCGGUGCUCGACGCUCUCGUGCGCACCAUCCUCAGCCAGAACACGAGCGACGCCAACUCGACGCGCGCCAAGCGCAGCAUGGACGCCGUCUACGGCGGCAGCGACGCCUGGGCCGCCAUCGCCGCCGGCGGCGCCCCGAAGCUGCAGGAGGCCAUCAAGUGCGGCGGCCUCGCCGCCGUCAAGAGCAAGGUCAUCCUCGGCAUCCUCGCCCAGGCCAAGGCCCGCUACGGCGCCUACUCGCUCGACCACAUGUUCGACCGGACCGACGACGAGGCCAUGCGCGAGCUCCUCGCCUUCCAGGGCGUCGGCCCCAAGACGGCCAGCUGCGUGCUGCUGUUCUGUCUCCGGCGCGAGAGCUUCGCCGUCGACACGCACGACAAGUACGCCCUGCACAUCCUGCUGGUCAAGCACGGCAAGGUGUGCGACGAGUGCAAGGCUGGCGGCAAGAACCUCGGCAAGUGUGCCCUGAGAAAGGCGUUCCGCGACAAGGCCAAGGGUGUCGCUGGCGCCUCGCCUGCGUUGCCCCAAGACGAAGAUGGGGACGGGCCGCACCAAGACAAAGAUUGGGACGGUGACGCGAAAGAAGAGACGAAAGAAAAGGUCAAAGAGGAGGUGAAGGACCAAGAUGAAGAAUCAUAA